CAUUUGCUGAGCGAAUUAGUCCAAGUCAGAGUUUGCUCCAUUCGUCAGACGCCAACUCAACUGUCUGGUAUUGCCGCGCCAGUACACGACGUUUCCACUCACAUUAGACGUCGUCGUGCUUUCUCGAAAAUGCCUCUAUCAAUAAACGGCGACGGUGUCGUCUCGCAGACAACGCUAGCUGGCGUCGAGAUCACUGUACCCAUUUCUGUGUACGGUAUUUUCCUUCUCACUAUGGGAAUGGUGUUGGUCGCAGACUGGUGUUCUCGUAGUCUUACACACGAGUUUCUGUGGGGUGAGUUCUUCAUCAUGCUCCUAAUGAUAUCGUCUGUGGUGUGGAUGGUGUGGGUAAUGGUGAAAACGAGACUCGCCGUUCGUCGAGCAGCAGGAAUCUCACCCAAUGUUCCUGCACCCAAGCCUUUCGAGCGGGGAGCAAAAUCUCACGUUGAUCCUGGCACCAAUUUGCUGGUCAAGGCUCUUAUAGGCUUUUCUGCAUUCAGUUUGUUGUUGGUCAGUUUCCAGACUGCUGACGCUGUCGUUGCCCCAAACUCUUGUUCGUCUCAGGUCGCCGUUGUGUCUUGUCUUUGCAAAUUCGUCUACAUUCUGGUUCAAGUGUGUUAUAUUGUGUCUUCGCGGAGUCGCGUGUUGUUUAAGAAGAGUGUGGUGCACGGUGCGGCUGUCAUGCAAAUGGUCGUUGCGAAUAUUAUACUCUACAGUUGGACGUUCGUCAAAAGCAAAGAAGGGAUUCUGUCUCACGAUUCCAAGCCAAAAAGGGAAUUCUAUAAUAUGACUAAUACAAUAGUCGUAGACAACAACAGUGGUGUAACAAAUAAUUCUACUCACAGUCCCGAUGUUGCGGAAUGUCUUGGCACCACAUACAAGACUGUUUUCCCGUGGCUUUACCCAUUUUGUCUGGAAUUUUGUCUGACUGCGUCAGCCAUGAUGGCCGAACAAUGGUUGAAUUUGCCUAGCCCUCCGACAGACCCACGAGGUGAGGAUGAUUCAGCCAUGCAGUUAUCUGUAUCUGUUGAAGAGCACCGACCAGAGCGUCAAGAAAACUGCAACCACGACAGGACGAAGCCGAGCAAAGUUUGGGCAACUGCUGUUGGCAUGUUUACCUUUGUUGCUCACAUAGGAGUGAUAGCAUUCCUAAUGAUCGAAGAAAAGCCAGAACUAGCUUCAAAUGCCUGGUAUGCAUCGAAAACAGGUGCAGCAAUCUUUAUCAUUGUACUCUCUGCUUACGGACUGUAUACACUCGGUCGUUGCAAUAGAGGCUCUGUUUCAGAAGGACUACAUCUAGAUGAAGUUCUUCUUCUUAUAGCCAGUGUUGGAGUGCUAGCUCUGUCAUUGUUCAGAGGUUUCCCGGCAGCAGCCAAACUAGUAGAUGGUCCAGAAAAAAAGGAAGUUUCACGCGCCCUACUAGUGUUUUUCACUGAGAUUCCGGUUGUUGUCGGAAUCAUUACUCAAACUACUUUCAUCAGCAAGGCUCUGCAUCGAGAACCAGGAGAGCAUGGAUUUACAACAGCCUCUAUAGCCAUAGUAAUGGGUUGGCUGAAUUUUGGUUGGUGGUUGAGCAGCACGGUCCAUAUAGAAGGAAUGGACAAUCCUAUAUACAAGAACGGGACUACAACAACAAUCGACGCACUGCAAACGGGGAGAUUUGGUGAGUCCUCGUGGCUCGUCUUCUUCCUUCUCUGCUUUCCUGUGGUCAUCUUCUAUCGGAUUCACAGCGCUGUAGUGCUCUACAGAAUCUCUAAGGAACACAGCCACGCGACGGCAAACGAAGGAACGGAAUUGUCUGCCAUUGUCGACAUCGAGAGAAAUAUGAAAAGCAUGUUGGACCGCUGGGCCUACCUGAAACGAGAAAUGGAUAAAGUGAGUAAUCGGUGGAAUCAAUUUUACCAGCAAAACAACCCUACAGUGCAGCAGCGAUUACAUCAGCUUUCGCAGCAAGUUGAAGAAUUCAACCAGACAGUGAGAACAAGCACGUCCUAGUACACUCAGUCUAUCAUUGAUGCACAUGCAAUCAGUGACAGUUAUCUUGAUGCUCUUAUCUAGAGAAGGACUAGGCAUUAGGGUAACUUGGGAUUCAAAAUUGUUCAAAAAGUUGACACGUGAUAAUGAAUAAAUAAUUUAUAUUUUAUGACAUGCUGUGUGGAUUGUACCUGCUUACUGCUCAGAUACCUGCAGACUAGCUUACAAAGUGAUUUGACGUAGCUGCUAAAUGUUGAUAUUUACAAUGUCAACUGAUGUUUAGGUUGACAUUUAUUAUUUAAAUUUAAGAAAUUGCAAUGGUGUACUUAAUAAUUGAUCGGCUAAUCAAGCCACGUCAACAA
Molecule: messenger RNA, 2333 nt
Organism: Corticium candelabrum
Lineage: Eukaryota; Metazoa; Porifera; Homoscleromorpha; Homosclerophorida; Plakinidae
Exons: 1
Coding region: 130-1992 (620 amino acids)
Biological process (GO): proton transmembrane transport
Cellular component (GO): membrane
Molecular function (GO): proton channel activity
Source: RefSeq, a predicted model, not a curated record